AUGUCUGUCAACAAAACGGACUCAACUCCUUCUUUAACCUUCGUGUCGACGACGGGUCCUACACUUGACCAUGACAGCGCAAAGGCAGUGCGGGCGCACACGACUAGAGCCAACUUUGCAAGACGACGACAGCGCCUAGUACGAGAAUACGCUGUUCAAAAACAAAAAGACCAUGACACCGUCGUUAAGUCUCUGCAGAUCGAGGUUGAUGGCUCCCAAAAGGUUGGUUUUGAAUCAGCAUCGGUAGUCGAGCUUCACCCCCACUUCCUUGUUCAUCCGGGCCUGGAUCGAAAACCAAGUGGCAACGAUUCGUUCUUCAUCAACUACUUGACACACGAAAUGGAGAAGCUUCACCUCGAUGCGACCGUCCCAGCCUCGGACGCUGUCCUGAUCAUGAUGAAGUCGGACUGGGCCUGCUUUCUUCCCGAGCCUACCAUGUUUGAUGUCUCUCUAUACUUUGCGAGGCUGCUCUAUGCAGCGCGGCGACAAGAACAUACACAGCGACUCCUUGUGGAUGCCUACAAGGGCAGGGCAAUCCGAGCCGUACGGGAAUGUCUCAACCAGGGACUCAAGGCUCUCAGUGAUAGCCUCGUUGCGGCAAUACUUAUACUCACAAUCCUUGAUCAAACUCUAGGCAGCAUUGAAGCGUGGAAAAUCCACAUUACUGGUCUCGUCGAGAUCAUUACCCUUCGUUCUAGGAAGCUGAAUUCACCACCCUCCGAUUUAGCAUCACUGAUAGUCCCGCGUACCGUGGUACAGGGACUUCUUCUCCUCUCCCGGUACGAUUUGACGCUAAUCUUAAUGAUCGAAAAAACUGGUGUAUUCGACAUGAUGUUUUCCGUAACUGGCAGAAGAGCAGCAUACAAAAUCCUGGCGGACGCAGAGGAAGUGACCAGGUGGAUUAUCCAUGAUGGCAACAAGGCACCUUUCGCUCGUAAAGAGCAGAUCCUCCUUCGUCGAAUAAUCAAGUCUCUGGAUGCAGCGAUUGAAAUCAACAGCGACUCGGAUUCACGCGAGGCUUUUCUCACGGCAAUAGCUCUGUCGCUCAAGAUAUUUCUUCAAAUGACCUUGCAACACACCAUGGGGAGAAUGACGGAUCUCAAGAGCUUGGCUGUUCAGCUCAUGGAAGUAUUGCAGAAACCCAAGCAGCAGCUACCUUCUUCGCUGGUGUUAUGCGCUACGGUUGAGUCCAAUUUCUGGUAUACGACGAUGGGUGCAAUCGCUGCUUCUGAUUCCGACGUCAAAUCUUUCUAUAGAUCGAGGCUUAAGCGGAUCGCGGACGCCUUAGCACUCGCAUCCUGGACCGACGCUGAGCGAACUUUGGAGACAUUCUUCUGGAUACCGUCCAUCUUCUCUAGCCUGUGCCGCCACAUACUAUCGGAAGUCAUGGAUUGGAAGGAGUGUAGUGAUUCGUAG
Exophiala spinifera is the source of this 1416-nucleotide messenger RNA. RefSeq lists its product as uncharacterized. The transcript is spliced from 4 exons. The record is from RefSeq and is a predicted model, not a curated record. NCBI's taxonomy places the organism in Eukaryota, Fungi, Ascomycota, Eurotiomycetes, Chaetothyriales, Herpotrichiellaceae. The coding region runs from base 1 to 1416 and encodes 471 amino acids.